UCUCACGCCACAUCCGGUUGUGCAGCAGCCAUUUUGUCUGUUCAUGCAAGUCCACCCCUCACGGUCAAGAACUGCGUUCCCCCUUCGAAAAUAACCUGAAAUAUUGUAUUCUUUUUGUAUAUUAUGUGGCACUUAUACGGAUUUAAAAAUUACAAGUUCGAAGAUGGCUUUCUCUUCGAAAUAAAUAGCGUAUUUUUUUAGUUGUGUACGCGAAUAAUUAAGGUUAUGUCGUGCGAGGAAAGCUACUUAGCCAUCAGGCGCUAUCUGACUGAUGAGCGGGAGCCGUACGCACCGGGGACCCAUGGCAAUACUAAAAGAAAGAUACGUAAAGCAGCCGCUUGCUAUGUCGUGCGGAAUGGCACACUGUACUACCAGAGAAGGCAGAAGGGCCUGGAUGAAUUCACCGAGUUGGAAGUGGUGUUGCAGGCAGGACGGAGGAAGGAACUGAUCGACGAGUCACACAUUGUCACCGGAGAAGAGCACCUCAACCAGCAUCACACUUGGGAAUCAAUUUCUCAGAAGUAUUGGUGGAGAGGUAUCCUGAAGCAGGUGAAGGACUACAUGAGACAGUGUAGGCAGUGCCAGAACAGACAGGACCGGAGAGGGUUGUCAGAGGACCGGAGCGGAUCCAGACUGGUGGGCCGACCAGGGAGACCAAGGAGGGUCACAACCCCAGCCAGUGACGAUGAUGAGGUGGAGGAGGAAGAGGAGGAGGAGAUGGACUUGGUGACUUCCAUUCAUCACAAGACCAAGAGCCCCAGGACUGUGGCUAAACACGAACUGGUCUUUGUGGACAGUAAGGGAGUGGUGAAGCAGUACCUUCCCAGACACGGUCAGACGAUGCUGGACAAGCUGAACCAGCAGCGCCUCAACAACCAGUUCUGUGACAUCACGCUGCUGAUCGAGGGGGAGGAGCACAGGGCCCACAAGGCUGUGCUGGCCGCCUGCAGCGACUACUUUAAUGAGCUGUUUAUAGAGAAGGGAGCUGUGUCCAGUCACGAAGCGGUGGUCGACCUCUCAGGUUUCAGCAAGGUCAGUUUCCUCCCCCUGCUAGAGUUUGCAUACACCUCCAACCUCUGCUUCAACUUCUGUGUGAUGGCCGACGUUGCCACGCUGGCCCGACACCUUCUGAUGGCCGAGGUCCUUCAGAUCUGUGAGUCCGUCCACAAGCAGGUGGAGGAGCAGAAGCUGAUGGUCUACCAGCAAGGAGACAUCCACACGGUGGUGUCCAGCCAGCCUGCACCCCAACAGGCCCCGAAUGAAGACCCUGGGGCCUACAUUAUGACUAUCGGCAGCGACGGCCAUGCCGUGGUGACUCAUACUGGGCUAGCUGGAGCAGGGGAGGACCUGGACUCCCUGGCUGUCGUGGAAAACACAGCAGAGUCCUUCAGAGGGGAUCUGACGUCUGUAGUCAACCAGGCUCUGGGAGGUGAACCAGGGGAGACUAUGACCGUGGUUGGGGAGGCAGGGUCAGAGACGGUGACUCUAGUCACCCACAGUAGCCAGGCCCGGGUAGGCGAGUCGGUCACCCUCUUCUCCCCUACUGGCGAGACCGAGACCAUGACGGUCGUGACCCACAGCGGCCAGGCCCGGGUAGGCGAGUCGGUCACCCUCUUCUCCCCUACUGGAGAGACCGAGACCAUGACGGUUGUGACCCACAGCGGCCAGGCCGGCGCCAAUGAGUCCCUGGCCGUGGUGUCAGCUUGUCUGGCCCUGGAGCAACAGCAACAUGAUGAAGGGGAAGAGGGGGACUCCCUCUCCAUGGAGCCGGGGGCCUUCCUCAUCAGCGUGGACCCAGGGAAGGUGGCCCCUACUGAGGUGGUCCAUCUGGCUGUAGAGCCACCUGUAGUCCAGGUGGAUCCAGCACCCCAGGAGGAGGAAACGUCGGCACACCAGACUGUCGAUCCAGCACCCCAGGAGGAGGAGACGUCGGCGCACCAGACUGUCGAUCCAGCACCCCAGGCCGAGCCCCAGCCCCCCAAGAGGAAGAGAGGACGUCCUGCCAAGGUGAAGCAUGAGGUGAUCGAGGAGCCAGAGUCUCCUGUCGAGGAGGAGGUGGUGGAGGUGCCAGAGCCGGUCUCUACUCUUGCAGAGGAGGUUCAGAGGACCCAUGACCCCUAUAAGAGACGCCUACGGCAGCGUUCCAUGGGGGAGGGGGGGUACGUCAGGCUACACAUGGGGCUGGAGGAGGACAAAGAGGACAAGAAGGGAGCCCAGACCCCACAGCGCCCAAGCACCCCCAAGAAGAGGGGUAGACCCGCCAAGAGGCACGUUGAAGAGAUGGAAGCUGCUGUGGCCGGUAUGGAGAAUGUUGUCCAGACAGAGACUGAGGGCGUCCAAUCACCAGACGGCAUUCUAUAUGGAGCACCUAUCACAGAGCAGCCCGUGGGGCAGGGGCCAGAGCCGGGUCAAGGCCCCUCGCAGCCAGAUGGAGGGAGUGAGGUGGAGGGAGAACACGCCUGUUCAGAGUGUGGACUGUCGUUUCACAGGCGCUAUGCGCUCAUCAUGCACACGCUCAAACACGAGAAGACCCGAGGAUACAAGUGUACUUUAUGUAACAAGGAGUUUCAGUACGCUGCCUCUCUGAGGGCCCAUCUGGCCAGACACAAGCACCAGAAGAGUCAGAGGCCGACCCUGGUCAGGGUCCCCCAGCCCCACGGCGAGGAGGGCGUCGAGGGGGACGGCAGGACCAAGGGACGCACCAAGAGAGAGUUUGUCUGUGACAUCUGUGGAAAGACUCUUCCUAAGCUGUACUCUCUGAGGAUCCACAUGCUGAACCACACUGGGGUACGGCCCCACUCCUGCAGGGUCUGUGGGAAGACCUUCGCUCAUAAACACAGCCUGAAGAUGCACAGAGCUCUACAUGACGCUGCUAAACAGUUCCACUGUCUGCUCUGUGACAAGUCCUUCGUUAGUAAGAGAAGUCUGGAGGAACACACCAGUAUUCACACAGGUGAAUCUAAGUAUCUCUGUACCCAGUGUGGAAGGUCGUUCCACCGAGCCUCUGGUCUGAGUAAACACAUUAAGAGACACCAGCCCAGACCUGAAGUACGAGGAUUCCCCUGCAAUCACUGUGAUAAGAGUUUCUUUGAGGCCAAAGACCUGCAGCAGCACAUGAACAAACACCUGGGACUCAAGCCCUUCCAGUGUCAGGUUUGCGGGAAGUGUUACAGCUGGAAGAAGGACUGGUAUUCCCAUGUGAAGUCCCACAGUGUGGCAGAGCCUUACAAGUGUAACGUCUGUGGUAAGGAGUUCUUUGAGAAGGCUCUGUUCAGGAGACACGUGAAGAAGGCCACGCAUGGCAAGAAGGGCCGAGUCAAGCAGAACCUAGAGAGGGAGUGUGAACACUGUGGCAGGAAGUUCACCCAGCUCAGAGAGUACAGGCGACACAUGAACAACCACCAGGGAGUCAAACCCUUUGAGUGUCUGACGUGUGGAGUAGCCUGGGCCGACGCCCGCUCUCUGAAGAGACACGUACGCACCCACACCGGCGAGCGCCCUUACGUGUGCCCCGAGUGCCAGGAGGCCCACAUCGAUGCCCGCUCCCUACGGAAGCACAUGACCAAGUACCACGGCGACCUCCUGCCGGGGAAGAUCAUGCUGGAGAAAGACACCCUACAGUUUCACAACCAGGGUACUCAGGUGGAACACGCCGUCUCCAUCCUGGCGUCCGAUCUCCCCCCCGAGCUCCGGCCCGUCCAGCCGCCGCCGGCCGAGGAGAUCGAGACGGUGCUGAUCACGGAGGAGACGGUGGAGGCGGUUCAGGCCGUACAGGGUGACGGGGUCGCGACCUUGUCAGACCAGAGCAUCAUGCAGGUGGUAAACUAUGUGCUGUCUCAGCAGAGUGUACUGCCCGGGGGGGUGAAGAUGGAGGAGCAAGAGGUUAUACAAACCACGGAGGUGGUACACAUGGCAGAGGUGGAGUGAUGUGACAGACCAGAGGUGGAGUGAUGUGACAGACCAGAGGUGGAGUGAUGUGACAGACCAGAGGUGGAGUGAUGUGACAGACCAGAGGUGGAGUGAUGUGACAGACCAGAGGUGGAGUGAUGUGACAGACCAGAGGUGGAGUGAUGUGACAGACCAGAGGUGGAGUGAUGUGACAGACCAGAGGUGGAGUGAUGUGACAGACCAGAGGUGGAGUGAUGUGACAGACCACCUAGUGGACAGCAAGAAUGACUCGCAUAGCCACUAAUAUCCCUAAUCCUGAACCAGGUGGAGUGACUCUCGUAUCCCUGACCUAUCACAACCCAGGUGGACAGGUUGACACAGGACUGUCAGUCUCUGUCCUGAGGUGGAGGAACAGGGAAUGGGUCAGGUACCUGGGCGGUGUUCAUUAGGGCACAACUGUAGCAAAACAUUCUGCAAUGGAAAACAAUGUGUUCUUAUGAGACGAAUUCAGGUACUGCUCCUCUGUUUUCCCCCAAUUGAACAGGCCCCUCUUGUCUACAGUGGGACAGAAGGAACAAAGUUGACUAUUUUUUACUGAAUAUAUAUAUAUAUAGAUUGAACGAACUGAAUUGAUUUAAAGCUCAAUCCAUUCUUGUGUGUAAAUAGUGGCAGUCAUUUAAAUAUUCUGUAUUAAUCUGGACGAAGUUGAUGCAUUCAUGAAUCUCACCACAUACCGUUGAAUCGCAGAUAUUUUAUUAAAUGAUUGAAUAAUCCAGUUUUCAGACUUUUUACUUUUCCUUCAGGACCAUGUUUUAUUUACCAUGUUUGUACAACUGAUCUGCAAGCUCAUCGUCUGGUAUCACUCAUCGUCUGGUAUCACUCCCCCCUUUAUAAGUUGAAGCUCAUCGUCUGGUAUCACUCCCCCCUUUAUAAGUUGAAGCUCAUCGUCUGGUAUCACUUCCCCCUUUAUAAGUUGAAGCUCAUCGUCUGGUAUCACUCCCCCCUUUUAUAAGUUGAAGCUCAUCGUCUGGUAUCACUCAUCGUCUGGUAUCACUUCCCCCUUUAUAAGUUGAAGCUCAUCGUCUGGUAUCACUCAUCGUCUGGUAUCACUUCCCCCUUUAUAAGUUGAAGCUCAUCGUCUGGUAUCACUCCCCCCUUUAUAAGUUGAAGCUCAUCGUCUGGUAUCACUCAUCGUCUGGUAUCACACCCCCCUUUAUAAGUUGAAGCUCAUCGUCUGGUAUCACUCCCCCCUUUAUAAGUUGAAGCUCAUCGUCUGGUAUCACUCAUCGUCUGGUAUCACUCCCCCCUUUAUAAGUUGAAGCUCAUCGUCUGGUAUCACUCCCCCCUUUAUAAGUUGAAGCUCAUCGUCUGGUAUCACUCAUCGUCUGGUAUCACUCCCCCCUUUAUAAGUUGAAGCUCAUCGUCUGGUAUCACUCCCCCCUUUAUAAGUUGAAGCUCAUCGUCUGGUAUCACUUCCCCCUUUAUAAGUUGAAGCUCAUCGUCUGGUAUCACUCCCCCCUUUUAUAAGUUGAAGCUCAUCGUCUGGUAUCACUCAUCGUCUGGUAUCACUUCCCCCUUUAUAAGUUGAAGCUCAUCGUCUGGUAUCACUCAUCGUCUGGUAUCACUUCCCCCUUUAUAAGUUGAAGCUCAUCGUCUGGUAUCACUCCCCCCUUUAUAAGUUGAAGCUCAUCGUCUGGUAUCACUCAUCGUCUGGUAUCACACCCCCCUUUAUAAGUUGAAGCUCAUCGUCUGGUAUCACUCCCCCCUUUAUAAGUUGAAGCUCAUCGUCUGGUAUCACUCAUCGUCUGGUAUCACUCCCCCCUUUAUAAGUUGAAGCUCAUCGUCUGGUAUCACUCCCCCCUUUAUAAGUUGAAGCUCAUCGUCUGGUAUCACUCAUCGUCUGGUAUCACUCCCCCCUUUAUAAGUUGAAGCUCAUCGUCUGGUAUCACUCCCCCCUUUAUAAGUUGAAGCUCAUCGUCUGGUAUCACUCCCCCCUUUAUAAGUUGAAGCUCAUCGUCUGGUAUCACUCCCCCCUUUAUAAGUUGAAGCUCAUCGUCUGGUAUCACUCAUCGUCUGGUAUCACUCCCCCCUUUAUAAGUUGAAGCUCAUCGUCUGGUAUCACUCAUCGUCUGGUAUCACUCCCCCCUUUAUAAGUUGAAGCUCAUCGUCUGGUAUCACUCAUCGUCUGGUAUCACUUCCCCCUUUAUAAGUUGAAGCUCAUCGUCUGGUAUCACUCCCCCCUUUAUAAGUUGAAGCUCAUCGUCUGGUAUCACUCCCCCCUUUAUAAGUUGAAGCUCAUCGUCUGGUAUCACUCCCCCCUUUAUAAGUUGAAGCUCAUCGUCUGGUAUCACUCCCCCCUUUAUAAGUUGAAGCUCAUCGUCUGGUAUCACUCAUCGUCUGGUAUCACUCCCCCCUUUAUAAGUUGAAGCUCAUCGUCUGGUAUCACUCAUCGUCUGGUAUCACUCCCCCCUUUAUAAGUUGAAGCUCAUCGUCUGGUAUCACUCCCCCCUUUUAAGAUGAAGCUCAACUAGCACCUGCCUCCCCUGACCACCGGCUGGAGGGGAAACAUAAUAAACCUAUUGCUUAUGUUCAUCUUGUCUGUCUUUCUCUCAAAGACCACACAGUGUACAGGCUGACUUCGUACUGCCAAUAAAUGACUAAUCUGUUUUAAUGUAAGGCCUACGUACUGCCAAUAAAUGACUAUUCUGUUUUAA
This is a messenger RNA of Oncorhynchus kisutch (coho salmon), 6602 nucleotides long. It is a transcript of the gene zbtb11, whose product is annotated as zinc finger and BTB domain containing 11. The record is from RefSeq and is a predicted model, not a curated record. Gene Ontology annotation, cellular component: nucleoplasm; nucleus. Gene Ontology annotation, biological process: regulation of transcription by RNA polymerase II. The transcript is spliced from 12 exons. Bases 226 to 3927 code for a protein of 1233 amino acids. NCBI's taxonomy places the organism in Eukaryota, Metazoa, Chordata, Actinopteri, Salmoniformes, Salmonidae. Gene Ontology annotation, molecular function: protein binding; RNA polymerase II cis-regulatory region sequence-specific DNA binding; DNA-binding transcription repressor activity, RNA polymerase II-specific.